Messenger RNA from Pristis pectinata (smalltooth sawfish), 948 nucleotides. RefSeq names its product peptidase inhibitor 15-like. NCBI's taxonomy places the organism in Eukaryota, Metazoa, Chordata, Chondrichthyes, Rhinopristiformes, Pristidae. The record is from RefSeq and is a predicted model, not a curated record. Bases 1 to 948 code for a protein of 315 amino acids. The transcript has 6 exons.
AUGCGUGCCACAAUUGCUCUGGAGGUCUGGAUCACAGUUUCUCUCAGCUACCUAGCCUCUGGACCACCACGGGCUUCUGCUGCUGAUAUUUGCCAUUCCCCACAGUUUGUUGCUCACUGGGUUAUUAGAGAGGUACCAACGUGGAAGCACCGAUUUGGUACCAGAAGUGCCAUGAUUAUUUUACACUUUGCCCUAUGUCUGACAAGCUUGUUAUUCUGGAUCAUUCAGGAGUCUGGCGCGCUUGUGCUGUCUAAUGUCACCCAACCGACUGCGAACCCAACUAUCGACUACCGGCCUGAUCUAAGUAACCGUCCUUAUGUUGCGGGCGCUCCCCGCAGCAGGCGCAAGCGGCACCUCUCUCUCAGAGACCGGAAUGUGAUUCUGGAUUAUCACAACAAGAUUCGGUCGCAGGUAUUCCCUCCCGCUGCUAACAUGGAAUACAUGUUCUGGGACAGCCAACUUGCAGCAUCUGCUGAAGCUUGGGCAGCUUAUUGUAAAUGGGAUCAUGGACCACCACACCUGUUAAAAUAUGUUGGUCAAAAUAUGUCUAUUCAGUCAGGACGUUACCAAUAUAUUAUAGAUCUUGUGAAAUCCUGGUAUGAUGAGCAUCGAUACUACUCCUAUCCCUAUCCUGGAGAAGGUACACCAAGAUGCCCCAAUAAAUGCAAUGGAGCAAUUUGUUCCCAUUACACACAGAUGAUAUGGGCUGCAUCAAACAAAAUAGGCUGUGCUGUCCACACCUGCAGUAACAUGAAUGUUUGGGGAUCCAGAUGGCAUCACACUAUAUUCCUAGUGUGCAACUAUUCCAUAAAGGGAAACUGGAUUGGAGAAGCUCCAUACAAAGCAGGAAAACCAUGUUCAGCUUGCCCACCCAACUAUGGAGGUUCCUGUAGAAACAAUCUGUGUGUUCCAGGAAUGAAGUUAAAUAAGGUGUUCCUUUUCAAGUAA